AUGCAUUUGAGGAAAUCAAACGUUACUGAUUGGGCUGUUAGCGCGGUCCUGCUCCGCUCUUUGUCGCCCCGAGAGCAAAGACCCGUGUAUUUUAUCAGCAAAGCGCUCGUCGAUGCAGAAACAAGAUAUUCAAGGAUGGAACAAACUGCCCUGGCGUUGCACACGGCUGCUCAGAAGCUGCGUCCCUAUUUCCAAGCUCACCCUAUAACCGUGCUCACCAAUCAACCUCUCAGGAAUAUUCUACAUAAACCAGACAUAACAGGCAGAAUGCUACGAUGGGCAAUAGAGUUGAGUGAAUAUGGGAUAGGUUAUCAACCUAGAUUAUCCCUGAAGGGACAAGUCAUGGCAGACUUUAUAGCAGAAUUGCCUGAAGCGCGUGCCCCGGAUGAAGAAUCAACACCGGGUGAUUGGUGGUCUCUGUAUGUUGAUGGUGCUUCCCGCUCAUCCGGAUCAGGGGUUGGACUCCUCCUCAAAGCACCAAUCGGGAAGCGACUGGAGCAAUCCAUCCGUCUGGAUUUUCCCGCUUCAAACAAUGAGGCGGAAUAUGAGGCUAUCCUAUUCGGAUUGAACCUUGCAACCACUUUGAACGCCUCGAAAAUCAAAAUCCAUAGCAACUCCCAGCUUGUUGUGGGCCAAAUACUAAAAGAGUACGAAACCAAGGAUGAGCGCAUGGUCAAAUAUUCAUUGAGAGUACAAGAAUCACUCAGCCGGCUGGAAAAAUGGAUCAUUGAGAAAAUCCCAAGGGGCGAUAAUGUACAGGCUGACGCCUUGGCAGGGAUAGCUGCAUCAUUUCCCGUAAAAGAGUCAACAAUGCUACCGGUAUACGUUCAAACCACUCCCACCAUUGCUGAACCACACAUCUGCAAUAUAAGCCCAAAGGAAGAUGAUUGGGCGGUUGACAUCAGAAUCUACCUACAAACGGGGACAGUGCCUGAAAAUCCUAAGCAUGCACACAAAGUUCGGAUACAAGCAUCCCGCUUUACCCUGAUCGGAGGUGAUCUCUAUAGACGAUCCUUUGGAGGUCCGUACCUUAGAUGCUUGGUCCAGCCGGAAAUUCAGUAUGUCCUAUCCGAACUUCAUGAAGGCAUCUGCGGCAACCACUUAGGGAGUAGAACCCUAGCACAUCGGGUGCAUUCUCAAGGAUAUUAUUGGCCUACAAUGAGACAGGACACAGAGAUUCAUGUCAAGAAAUGCGACAAAUGCCAGAAAUAUGCACCAAUCCCACAUAUGCCUGCUGAGGCGUUAAACUCAGUAACAAGCCCCUGGCCUUUCGCACAAUGGGGGAUGGAUAUCAUGGGACCCUUUCCCACUGCACCAGCUCAAAAGAAGUUUCUGCUCGUUGCUACCGAUUAUUUCAGCAAAUGGGUAGAAGCUGAGGCCUAUGCAAGUAUUAAAGACAAGGACGUCAAAAGGUUCGUCUGGAAGAAUAUAGUGUGUCGGUUUGGAAUUCCUCAGGCAAUCGUUACCGACAACGACCCUCAAUUUGAUAGCUCUGUCUUUAAAGGUUUUUGCGUGGAACUUCACAUCAAGAAUCUGUACUCCACACCGCGAUACCCUCAAAGCAACGGUCAAGCGGAAGCAACCAAUAAAACCCUACUAAGUGCGUUGAAAAAACGGUUGGAAAAAGCCAAAGGAAAGUGGGUAGAAGAGCUACCCGGCGUCCUAUGGGCCUACCGUACCAUACCCGGAAGGCCAACAGGAAAUACCCCGUUUGCCCUUGCAUACGGAACAGAUGCUGUCAUCCCAAAUGAAGUGGGUAUGCCAACAGCCCGGACUGCUAUCCAAGGCCAAAGAAAUGAAGACGACGAGCUUGCAAGGCACUUGGAUUGGGCGGAUGAGGCUAGAGAAGCAGCAUCCAUCCGGAUGGUCGCAUAUCAACAAAAGGCGGCUGCGUACUACAACAGGAAGGUGCGACCUCGAAUUUUCAAGGAAGGUUCAUUAGUACUUAGAAAAGUUUUUGAAGAUACAGCUGAGAAAGGAGCCGGAAAACUUCAAGCCAAUUGGGAAGGUCCUUAUAUGGUGUCAAAAGCCAACGAAAACGGGUCAUAUCAUUUGCGAACCUUAAGUGGAGCCCUUCUACUUCGUCCUUGGAAUGCAGCUAACUUGAAGCAAUAUUAUCAAUGA
This is a messenger RNA of Vitis riparia (riverbank grape), 2124 nucleotides long. RefSeq lists its product as uncharacterized. Gene Ontology annotation, molecular function: RNA-DNA hybrid ribonuclease activity; nucleic acid binding. The coding region runs from base 1 to 2124 and encodes 707 amino acids. The record is from RefSeq and is a predicted model, not a curated record. Gene Ontology annotation, biological process: DNA integration. The transcript has 2 exons. NCBI's taxonomy places the organism in Eukaryota, Viridiplantae, Streptophyta, Magnoliopsida, Vitales, Vitaceae.